Pseudozyma hubeiensis SY62 is the source of this 1245-nucleotide messenger RNA. RefSeq lists its product as hypothetical. Gene Ontology annotation, biological process: endonucleolytic cleavage in 5'-ETS of tricistronic rRNA transcript (SSU-rRNA, 5.8S rRNA, LSU-rRNA); small-subunit processome assembly; endonucleolytic cleavage in ITS1 to separate SSU-rRNA from 5.8S rRNA and LSU-rRNA from tricistronic rRNA transcript (SSU-rRNA, 5.8S rRNA, LSU-rRNA). The record is from RefSeq and is a predicted model, not a curated record. The transcript has a single exon. Gene Ontology annotation, molecular function: RNA binding. Gene Ontology annotation, cellular component: nucleolus. Lineage: Eukaryota; Fungi; Basidiomycota; Ustilaginomycetes; Ustilaginales; Ustilaginaceae. The coding region runs from base 1 to 1245 and encodes 414 amino acids.
AUGGUGUCGUUCAACUGCGACGGCUGCGGCGAUGUCGUCAAGAAGCCAAAACUCCAACAGCACUACAACCGCUGCUACGCUCCCGUGACCUGCCUUGACUGCUCGAUGCAGUUCAACUCACCCAACGAGUUCAAGAGCCACAACAGCUGCGUCAGCGAAGCGGAAAAGUACGAGAGGAGUGUGUAUCGCGGACCGAAGCACCAGCAGCAGAAUGGCGGGACGCCGCAGAAGGGUCAGCCGCAGCAGGUCGGCACACCCGCACGAGCGCAGCAAGCCGUAGCGCCGCACGAGGCAACGCCUAGUAAGCAGGAGAUGACCGGAAACGCCAAUGGCAAGGCGAAGGGAGGCGAGGAGAAGGAGCAAGUAGCAUCUGAUGUCGCUGCGGAGUCCUCAAGCCCCUCAAAGAAGGAGAAGAAAGAGAAGAAGAAGAAGGACAAAAAGGAGAAGAAGGAAGAGACGGGGUCACCCGUAGGAGUCGACGAGACUGCAGCAAACGAUGACGCAGCCGAGUCUGAUGACGCCGAGGAGCACCUGCAGGACGACCCAAUGCAAGCCGCCGCCGAAGAGGAAAAGAUCAUCAAGCCACUCUCCACCUCCGAGCUGGAAGCCUUCAAGAAGAAGCAACGCAAGCUCGGCAUCAUCUACAUCUCUCGCAUCCCUCCCGGCAUGACACCUGCCAAAGUGCGACACAUCCUCUCCAAUUUUGGCGAGCUCGGUCGAAUCUACCUGCAGGACGGCAGCAAGCCCGGCGAGGCGAAGAAGAAACACGGAGUAGCGCACUACACGGAAGGAUGGGUGGAGUUCACCUCGAAGAAGGUGGCAAAAGCAGCCGCCGAAAUGCUCAACGCCCAACCCAUCGGCGGUCUCGCCGCAUCUAGCUCCAAGAAAUCCGGCUCAGGAGGUGGGAGCAGCAAGAUGGGUAAGAGCAGCAAGAGGUUCCAGGACGACGUGUGGACGAUGAAGUACCUCAAGGGAUUCAAGUGGCACAUGCUGUCGGAACAGAUGGCUCAGGAACGGGCGAGUCACGCAGCAAGGUUGAGGACGGAACUGAGCCAGUCGGCGUACGAGCAGAAGGACUACUUGAAGAAGGUCGAACGUGCUAGGGUGCAGAGCGACAAGAUGGAGAGGAGGAAGAGGAAGGCCGAGAAGUUGGGGACCGAAGUGGAUGAUCUGUCGGGGAUGGAGAAGAGCAGAACGUUCAAGCAGAGGAAGGUGGUGCAGAAGGAUGUUCGUGAUCAGGCAUAG